Acanthaster planci (crown-of-thorns starfish) is the source of this 1441-nucleotide messenger RNA. Its product is annotated as ATP-binding cassette sub-family C member 4-like. The record is from RefSeq and is a predicted model, not a curated record. Gene Ontology annotation, cellular component: membrane. Gene Ontology annotation, biological process: monoatomic ion transport; transmembrane transport. Gene Ontology annotation, molecular function: chloride channel activity; ATP hydrolysis activity; ABC-type transporter activity. NCBI's taxonomy places the organism in Eukaryota, Metazoa, Echinodermata, Asteroidea, Valvatida, Acanthasteridae.
UUUACUCCGAUUUUCAGCUUGUUUGUACUCCAACUCUCUACAGAAUGAUAGGAAUUCAUUUUUUAGAUUUCUGCUUUUUCCCAGUUGUUUUCAAGUUUUUUUCGACAUUCGCUCUCACAUCCCAGUUUGGUGACAUCAUUCUGAUCACAUUCAGCCGUCUUUAUAAUGUAGAGAUUUAAUCUUCUUUUGAAUACAUUGUUCAAACAAGGAUGUCAGCAACACUGUGCUUCAAGACAUCAGUUUUCGCGUUGAGGAGGGAGAGCUUUUCGCGGUGAUCGGUCCCGUUGGGUGUGGAAAGUCUUCCCUGCUGAUGGCCCUGCUGGGAGAGCUUCCGACCGUAUCAGGGGUCAACACUCUGAUCGGUCGGAUUGGCUACACGGCUCAGCAACCCUGGAUUGUGUCCGGGUCACUCCGGCAAAAUAUCCUCUUUGGGAGUGAGUACGAGUCUGCCAAGUACAAGCGAGUCAUCAAGCAAUGCGCGCUCACCAGGGAUAUUGAACUGCUAUCACAUGGAGAUAAGACGCUGGUUGGCGAGCGAGGGGUGACCCUUAGUGGAGGUCAGAGGGCAAGGGUCAGCCUGGCCAGAGCCUUGUACAGUGAUGCUGAUGUAUAUCUGCUGGAUGAUCCGCUCAGCGCAGUUGAUCCCGCGGUUGGGAGACACCUUUUCGAAAGGUGCAUCCUUCAUCAAAUGAGGGACAAGGUGCGGAUCCUAGUAACUCAUCAGCUGCAGUUCCUAGACAAGGCCGAUAAGAUUCUCAUCCUGAAACAGGGCAGCGUAGCCGGCUAUGGGACCUACCAGGAGUUGCAGGAGGAAGGCGUGGACUUUGCCGCCCUCUUGAAGAAGAAAUCCGAGGACAGUGACGACACCGGAGAUAAGGAGCAGGUCCUCGAAGGGCGGAAGAGAGAAAGAAACACAUCAAUGCGCUCCAGUGCUUUGUUUCGUCCAAACCAAGAACAGGCGGAGACACCCGUGGACAUCACUCCGGAGGAGAUGGCUGUGGGUACCAUUGAGUGGAUGGUGUAUAUCCGGUUCUUCCGGGCAGCAGCAGGAUUCCUCUUUCUACUCGUCUGGGCGAUCAUCGUAGUUGGUGCAGAGGCUGCGCUGACUUUCACGGACCUCUGGCUGGCGACGUGGGCUUACGAGGAAGAGAAGGAUUUGGCAGCCAGAAAUCAGAAUUUUCAGAAUGCCAGCAAAUACGACAACCAGUCACAUUACGUCAGAAUUUACGCCAUGUUGUGUGGAGGAUCGACGCUUCUCUUGCUUGUCCGUAGCUUUCUGUUCUUCCACCUGUUCGUGACGGCCUCACGGGCUCUUCACAACCAAAUGUUCGCCUCUAUAAUCAGGGCACCCAUGCAGUUCUUUGAUACGAAUCCAGUGGGUAAGACGAGUCGACUGUGUGCUACAGCGCUCGUAGUGUGAAGUUAAUGCAAUCCAUGUAUU